Pogoniulus pusillus (Red-fronted tinkerbird) is the source of this 426-nucleotide messenger RNA. RefSeq names its product cuticle protein 16.5-like. Lineage: Eukaryota; Metazoa; Chordata; Aves; Piciformes; Lybiidae. Bases 1 to 426 code for a protein of 141 amino acids. The transcript has a single exon. The record is from RefSeq and is a predicted model, not a curated record.
AUGGCAGAGGCUCUGCUAGCUGUGGCUGGAGCAGUGAAGAUGACAGAGGCUCUGCCAGCUGUGGCUGAAGAGGUGAAGAUGACAGAGGCUCUGCCAGCUGUGGCUGGAGCGGUGAAGAUGGCAGAGGCUCUGCUAGCUGUCGCUGGAGCGGUGAAGAUGACAGAGGCUCUGCCAGCUGUGGCUGAAGAGGUGAAGAUGACAGAGGCUCUGCCAGCUGUGGCUGGAGCGGUGAAGAUGGCAGAGGCUCUGCCAGCUGUGGCUGGAGCGGUGAAGAUGGCAGAGGCUCUGCCAGCUGUGGCUGGAGCGGUGAAGAUGGCAGAGUCUCUGCCAGCUGUGGCUGGAGCAGUGAAGAUGGCAGAGGCUCUGCCAGCUGUGGAUGGAGCAGUGAAGAUGGCAGAGGCUCUGCUAGCUGUCGCUGGAAGGUAA